This is a messenger RNA of Hyaloscypha bicolor E, 1152 nucleotides long. Its product is annotated as kinase-like protein. Gene Ontology annotation, biological process: protein phosphorylation. Lineage: Eukaryota; Fungi; Ascomycota; Leotiomycetes; Helotiales; Hyaloscyphaceae. Gene Ontology annotation, molecular function: ATP binding; protein kinase activity. The record is from RefSeq and is a predicted model, not a curated record. Bases 1 to 1152 code for a protein of 383 amino acids. The transcript has 2 exons.
AUGAGAUUUAACGGGGAAGUUCUCUACAAGGGCGAACGCCGAGAGUUGCCGAAAGAGUCAUCCAUCUUGACCUUUGGCAUCUUUGAGUACAAGUUCUCCUGGGUGACGAUUGCCCAAGAUUUGUACCGACGACAGCUAGAUGAUCUCGCCGAGGAAGUGAAUCACGAUAAUCGACCACCUCUGUUCAUGACGCCUACUCCGCAGUCGUCGGAGUACUUGCUAGACAAGUACAGAAUCAAGGGAACAUUUGCCACUGGGUCUUCUUGCAUAGUGUGUGCUGCUACAGACAUGUCCGGAAAUCCAUACGCCGUGAAGAAGAUCAUUGCAAAAAAUAGGAGGUCCAGACUAAAUGUCGACGAAGAGGUCGGAAACCUACGAAAGCUGACUGAAAAUUGUAAUUCGCCAGAAAGCAUAAGCCGCCUGGUCGAGCUACUUACUAUUGAGCCCAGUGGCCCUGCUGGAGUAUACGAGUGUUAUAUCGUCACGAAGCCGCUCAUCGCCACAACACUUUCAGGCAUACUCAAGUCCGAGUUGGACAAUCGUUCAAGGCUCACCCUGGUAGCCCAGAUGUUACAGGGUCUCGACUUUAUACAUGCAAGUGGGUGUAUGCACCGAGAUAUCAAGCUUGACAAUGUUCUAGGAUCAGUUCAGCCCUUGCAAGCUGUCAUAAUCGAUUUCGGUCAGGCCACAUGGGACAGAGCCUCAUCCGACCAUAUGAAAGGAACAAUUCGAUACCUGGCUCCCGAGAUUAUGGCUUUAAAGCAUAUGACCGCCCCUGCUGAUGCAACUUACAGCCAAAGUGCCGACGUUUGGAGUAUGGGGUUGACAAUUUUCGAAUUUAUAUGCCGAUUCAAGUUGAAUCAGAACUUUAUCACCUCUUCAGCACAUCGAAAUAUCAUGCGCCAAGACCACUGGAACAAGCAGCACGCAUCGGACCAAGAAGUGCAGAAUCUUUUUGACCUUCUUAAGCAGAUGCUGGCUUGGGAACCUGCCGAGCGGAUUUCAGCUAAAGAAGCACUCGACUGGACAAACAGACAUGGCAUCUUUGUACCUACUCCAACUUCGUCGGCUGGAACGAAAAACAAACUCGUAUCUCCCAUAAUAGCACCAGAAGUUGACUUUGGCAAACGAAGAAGGAAAAGUGUUCGAUGA